Molecule: messenger RNA, 504 nt
Organism: Scutellospora calospora
Lineage: Eukaryota; Fungi; Glomeromycota; Glomeromycetes; Diversisporales; Gigasporaceae
Source: the annotation of a GenBank genome assembly
AUGGAAGAAGCUUCACGUCAACGCAAAGAGCGUUUAGAAGCUACGCGCAAACGAAAGCUUGAAGCUUCAAAAUCUGAAGAACAAACUGUUGAUGACCAAGAUUCUAAUACUGUAAAAAAACCCGUAUUAAAAUUUCGUAAUUAUACUCCAACAAACGAAGAAAUAAAAGCUGCUGCCAAAGUUCAUAUAGCGACACCAAACGAUUUAGAUGAAACUUUAGAAAAACAUGUGGAUCAAAUUACAAAAGAGGUGGAAGAAGCUGAAAAGGCAAAACGCGAGGAAGAAGUAGAUUUGUUUAAUUUGGCACCAAAAAAACCAAAUUGGGAUCUUAAACGUGAUGUAGAAAAAAAGUUAACAAAGCUUGAAAGAAAAACACAAGCUAGUAUUGCCCGUUUAAUAAAGGCAAGACUUCAAAAUGAGUCGAUUGAAAAUACCUCGGUUGGUCUGGUUGACGCUGUUAAUGCGCAACAUAAAGCUGAUUUAGAUGAUAAUGACUCUGAUUAA